This is a messenger RNA of Fraxinus pennsylvanica, 2799 nucleotides long. Lineage: Eukaryota; Viridiplantae; Streptophyta; Magnoliopsida; Lamiales; Oleaceae. The record is from the annotation of a GenBank genome assembly.
AUGCAUCUCUCACUAUGGAAGCCAUUAUCUCAUUGCGCUGCUCUAAUCUUGGACAAAAAGAGCAGAAGAAGAGAUGGGUCUAAACAUACAACAGAGGAUAUCAGGAGGAACCCAUCAGUUCUAAGAAAAUUGCUAGAGCACAAGCUCAGGGAGGCUCUUGAGGAAGCAUCUGAAGAUGGGUCCCUUGUUAAGUCCCAAGACAUGGAGUCUGAAUUCAUGGGCAAGGAAGACGAGGGCUUGGGCAGAUCGCGGUCGCUUGCCCGGUUAAAUGCCCAGAAAGAAUUCUUGAGAGCGACUGCUCUUGCUGCAGAGCGCACAUUUCAGUCUCCAGACUCGAUUCUGCAGCUCCAGGAGGCCUUCUCCAAGUUCCUUACCAUGUACCCAAAGUACCAAUCAUCCGAAAGGAUUGAUCUACUGAGAUCGGAUGAGUAUUCACACCUCUCCAGUGCAGGUUCAAAGGUAUGCCUUGAUUAUUGUGGAUUUGGGUUGUUUUCAUUGCUGCAAACUGUUCAUUAUUGGGAAUCAUCUACUUUUAGUUUGUCUGAGAUUACUGCCAAUUUGAGCAAUCAUGCUUUGUAUGGGGGUGCUGAGAAAGGGACAGUGGAACAUGAUAUGAAGACUCGAAUAAUGGAUUAUUUGAACAUCCCUGAGAAUGAAUAUGGCCUUGUUUUUACUGUGAGCCGUGGCUCUGCCUUUAAAUUGCUAGCUGAGUCAUACCCUUUCCACACAAACAAAAGGUUGUUGACUAUGUUUGAUCAUGAGAGCCAGUCCGUAAAUUGGAUGGCUCAAAGUGCUAGAGAGAAAGGUGCUAAGGUUCAUAGUGCAUGGUUUAAAUGGCCUACUCUUAAGCUCUGUUCGACUGAUCUGAGGAAGCAAAUUUCGAACAAAAAAAGGAGGAAGAAAGAUUCUGCAGCUGGUCUUUUUGUGUUUCCUGUCCAAUCUCGAGUUACUGGUGCGAAGUACUCGUAUCAGUGGAUGGCCCUGGCUCAACAGAAUAAUUGGCAUGUCUUACUUGAUGCAGGGGCAUUGGGCCCUAAGGACAUGGAUUCCCUUGGAUUAUCUUUAUUCCGGCCAGAUUUCAUCAUCACAUCAUUUUAUAGGGUGUUUGGCUAUGACCCCACUGGAUUUGGAUGUCUUCUAAUCAAGAAAUCUGUGAUGGGAAGCCUACAGAAUCAGUUGGGGCAUACUGGUUCUAGUAUAGUGAAAAUCACUCCUGUGUUUCCGCUGUACUUGAGUGAUUCAAUGGAUAAUUUCCCUGGAUUUGGUGAAGAUGAGGAAGUCAGUAGGAAUGCUGAAGUUGACUCUGAAACUCGCCCACAAUCUCGAUUGCCUGCCUUUUCUGGUGCAUUCACUUCUGCGCAGGUGAGGGAUGUGUUUGAGACUGAGAUGGAGCAUGAUAACAGUUCUGAUAGGGAUGGCGCUAGCACCAUAUUUGAAGAAACUGAGAGCAUUUCCAUAGGGGAGAUGAUGAAAAGCCCAGUAUUUAGUGAAGAUGAAUCGUCAGAUAACUCGCUGUGGAUUGAUUUGGGUCAGAGUCCUUUGGGGUCGGAAAAUGCUGGUCAUUCAAGCAAACACAAAGCGGCCUCUUCCUCGCCACCGGUUUGGUUCUCCACUCGGAAAAAUAAUAGGACUUCUCCAAAAGCAUCUAAUAUAUCAAGCAGCCCGAUGUAUGACAUGGAAUUGAAACAAGGGCAUCUUGAAAAUGGCCAUGUAUUAUCAUUUGAUGCUGCUGUUCGAUCAGUCUCUCAAGAUUUGGACCAUUACAAGGAGAUUCCUGAAGAGGAACAAGUUUCUGCAAGAGACUGUGAAUGUAAGACUCCAAAUAACCAACCUUGUCAGGAAAUUGAAGAAGAACCCGAAACCAACAAAUCAAAGGGUUCUGCCGAUAAGGGAUCAGGCCACGACAACAUGAAUCAUCGAAGCAUACAGAAUGGCUCAGCUUCUGAGAUAUGCUCUGAGACAAAGGAGAGUGCAAUAAGAAGAGAGACAGAAGGGGAAUUUAGACUACUAGAAAGGAGAGAAAAAAAUAGAAUUGCUGGUGGCAGAUUUUUUGGAAUAGAAGAGACUGAGCAACUGGGAAGCAGAGGCAGAAGGGUAUCCUUUAGUACAGAAGACAAUUGCAAAACUCGUCUGGGCCACACUGUCGACGCAGGAGAAUUAUCAGCCACUAGCCUGGAUGAUGAAGAUUACAUUAGCGAUGGGGAAUAUGAUGAUGAUGGGCAAGAUUCCGACAGAAAUGAACCCGAGAUUAUUUGCAAGCAUCUUGAUCACAUAAACAUGUUAGGUCUCAACAAGACCACCUCCCGACUGAGGUUCCUCAUCAAUUGGCUUGUGACGUCUUUGUUGCAAUUACGAUUGCCUGGUUCAAAUGAAAAGGACAGUCCACCACUUGUUCAUAUUUAUGGGCCAAAGAUUAAAUAUGAAAGAGGUGCAGCGGUUGCAUUCAAUGUGAGGGAUAGGAACCGAGGUCUGAUUAGCCCGGAAAUUGUUCAGAAGCUGGCUGAGUCGCAUGGUAUCUCUCUCGGUGUUGGAAUCUUGAGUCACAUACGCCUUCUUGAUAGCUCCAAACAGCAACGUGGGUCUUUGAGUCUUGAUGAUACUACCCUUUGCAAGCCAAUGGAGAAUGGCAGACAUGAUGGUAAAAGUGAAUUCAUCAGAGUUGAGGUCGUUACUGCUUCUCUUAGCUUUUUGACUAAUUUCGUUGAUGUCUAUAAGUUGUGGGCAUUUGUGGCUAAAUUUCUUGACCCAACCUUUGUCAAAGAGGGAGUCCUUCCACCUGUUGUAGAAGAGUUUGAAUAA